Molecule: messenger RNA, 409 nt
Organism: Oncorhynchus masou masou (cherry salmon)
Lineage: Eukaryota; Metazoa; Chordata; Actinopteri; Salmoniformes; Salmonidae
Product: sodium-dependent neutral amino acid transporter B(0)AT1-like
Exons: 2
Coding region: 158-409 (83 amino acids)
Biological process (GO): sodium ion transmembrane transport
Cellular component (GO): plasma membrane
Source: RefSeq, a predicted model, not a curated record
GCCAUUCAGAUCAUUUUGUUGUCUACAACCAUCCUGAGACCCUUUCUAAGUGAACAAAAAAGCCAGCAGCUGAAAGAGAAAGAGAACUAGAGAGAGAGAGAGACGGAGAACUGCAUCUUCAUUGGGUGAGGAAGACUUCACUAUCCAGCCGGUUGCCAUGAGAUUCCCCAAGCUGCCCAACCCAGGUCUGGAUGACCGGAUCCCGUCUCAUAAGGAGCUGGAGAGGAUGGAGAAAGAGGAGGCUGGGGACAGGCCCAAAUGGGACAACAAGACCCAGUACAUGCUGACCUGCGUGGGCUUCUGUGUGGGGCUGGGGAACGUGUGGAGGUUCCCUUACCUGUGUCAGAGCCAUGGAGGAGGAGCGUUUAUGAUCCCGUUCCUGAUCCUGUGUUCCCAGGAGCGUUUAUGA